CGUGUUGUAGUAUGUUGCCUCGAAAGAGGACGAACAAGGGAGAAGGCUCUGCAAGCGUCGCUGAAAGCGUCAGUCCUGCACCUAGAGAUGCCGAUUCCGGGGAGACUACGGAGGAAUAUCCGAGAUUUCAGCCCAGCAAUCGCAGGCCGCGUCGUAGCGACGGAGUGAAGUGGUUUCCAGUGGUAAAGCGGCUCUUCUACGUCUCCCUCCUCGUCCUAGUUCCUAUGAUCCUCAACUAUGCAGCUCUCAACCAUGAAAUGAGAGUACUUCCUCCUAAAGGUGCAGUGGUGUAUGACAUAGGCUGGGGUCAGAAGCUGUUGCUACACUGCACGGGGAGUGGACUGCCUACAGUUGUACUGGAGGCUCCCAUUGGGCAGGCUUCGUACGUGUGGAGCAGAGUUCAACCCAUUCUAGCCAGACAGACAAGGGUUUGUUCAUACGAUCGUGCUGGUCUUGGCUUCAGCGACAGAGCCUAUCAGAACACCAGUAGGUAUACUGAAGACUAUGGCAAUGCUACCAGAGAUCGCGAUAAGACGCAUCCUUCUACAAUAGAAAGGAUGGUUGAAGACAUACACAAGCUAUUGACAGUUGCCAGCAACCAGCCGAGGCCAUUUAUAAUGGUCAGCUCUGACUUCACGACAAUGAUCUCAAGAUUUUAUGCACAACUCUAUGAAUAUGAGCUAGCAGGUCUUCUACUAAUUGAUCCGGCUCCUGAAACAAUCUUUGACCCCAACACACCCUCCUCGCCCUCGCCACCAGGCACGGAAGACGAAUACCUGGCAACCGAGACUCUGGAUAACAAUCCCUGGACCACUCACUGGUACAGAAAGACAGUGCCUCACCUCCAGAGUCUCCACAUGUCUGGCUCACUGGGAUUCAAUAGACUUGGUCUAAUGGCUGGUCUGAUGGCACCUGUUGAGGUCCCUGAACUUAGUGGCGUUUUAACUGAUGACAUCAUCGCAAUAAAGAAGCACCUUCUAUGUCAGCCGAAGCAUCUGUCAUCAGCAUUUGAUGAGUACUACUUUAUGAAUGAGAGUAUAUCUCAGCUAAAAACUAUGUUUCGGUUGAAGCCAUUUCCUGAUCUCUUGACUAACAUUGCCACGUUUAAGAAACCCAGUGAGACACUCCCUCAAGAACUGACAAAGAUAUGGAGGAGGGAGCAGGAGAGGAUGAUAAAGCGGUUUCACCACGGGAGCUACAGAAUAUCUCUCCCUGGUUCAGACUACGUGAGUCUAUACCAGCACCCCGGGGCAGUGGCACAGACCAUCAUGGACAUGGUCAAAGAUUGGAGACAAUACUCGAGCGCUGCAGAAUAGAUCGUUAUAUAAUUAUAGGGUGUUGGUACGGAGUUUUAUGUGAAUCACAGUGACUUAUUUCACAAAAAAGAUCAAAAAGGGCAGCAAUCAGUAAUGAAAUGCCAUUGAAUUUGGACCAUUGUGGAGCUAACUAUUUGGAUAUAAUUAUAUUGUGUUGGGAGUAAGAUAUUGUCCAAAAAAAUUAAAUGCUACUGAAGGUUCUCUCAUGAAAAAGCACAGCAGCCAGCAAAGUGAUAUUUGAAUAUGGUUGGAGAAAUAGUCUAUUCCUUCCACCUGUGGUUACAGUCUGGAUUACAACACUUGUAGAAGAUGGUCAUUGGCUCGUCAGCUGAACGCGUCUGCAUCUGAACAAAGUAUGCUCUCGAUUGUUCACACUUUGGACAAGUUUCUGUGGGGCAAUACGAAAAUGAAGGAAAUGACAGUUAGUUUUCUAAAGAAAUCUACCAAACCUUCCGUUGUGUCCACAUUCUCCCAUGCUGCCUGGCCCCCUAGCACGUCGUCGACCUCUUUCAACCUUGGAAACUGCACUGAUGAAACCUAUUCCGUGAUGUUCUGGACAUAGGGGCAGGUGUUGCAAGAAAACCUGAGGGUUGAAGGUCCCUCUUCCACCACCAGAAGGGUCCCGCACUGAGGACAAAAGAGAUACAUGUGGGUCCGUGGUGCACGUUGCCUGAGCUGUUUGGUUUAGCGCAUGCGCGGAUAUAGGUGUA
Molecule: messenger RNA, 2026 nt
Organism: Geodia barretti
Lineage: Eukaryota; Metazoa; Porifera; Demospongiae; Tetractinellida; Geodiidae
Source: the annotation of a GenBank genome assembly